This is a messenger RNA of Cervus elaphus (red deer), 2055 nucleotides long. RefSeq names its product inhibitory synaptic factor family member 2B (gene INSYN2B). The record is from RefSeq and is a predicted model, not a curated record. Gene Ontology annotation, biological process: inhibitory postsynaptic potential. Gene Ontology annotation, cellular component: postsynaptic density. The transcript is spliced from 3 exons. Bases 454 to 2055 code for a protein of 533 amino acids. NCBI's taxonomy places the organism in Eukaryota, Metazoa, Chordata, Mammalia, Artiodactyla, Cervidae.
CUCCCGGAAAGGAAGCCGUAUGUUCCAGACGUAGCAGGUUUCUUUUGGAAUUCACACAUUGGGAGUCUGGCGCUCUCCUCUAAAUGGUACUUUUGUUGUCUUUUUGUUCAAGAUCGCAAGCUUCUUCCAGGAUCAGAACUGCCUGCCAACCUACCUUGAUAAACAGCCCACCAGCUCUCAUGGUAGAUCAAAGGAUUAAUAAUUAGUCUAACUCCUUAUUUAUCUAAGUGGUAACUACCACUGCAAUGGAAUAAUAUUUUAACUGCAGGGGAAGCCUUACGGAGAGCCCUCUCCCCUUAAGUAAAACCUACUGGCUGGGAAUGGCCAACAGAGCUGCCCAUACUCAGAGGCAGAUCUCUGUGUCUGAGAUGCUGUCAUUAGAUGCUGCUCCAAAGACCUAAGGAAAUGCGCCCAGGAGAAGUGUAUGGUCCUAAUCCUUUCAACUGAGGCUCAAUGGCCCAGCAAAGUAUGAAAGUGAGGCCUGUGCUUCUGAAACGUAACAGUCUAGAGUCUGUGGAGCUGGUGAAGCAACCUCACCACCGCAGGAGCAAAUCUCAGCAGGUCCGAUUCAAGGAAGAUGGCACCAGUAAGACUCCACCUGGCCUAGCUGAGGUGGAUGUCCAGACGUCCGAGGACCCGGCUGUAAUGGGCAAGACUCAGGCCUCCAGGCACCAUCACCUCCCCACCUACUCACUCUCCUUUCCCAGGUCCCAGAAGGCAGGGGGCUUUCGGAACAUCGCGAUCCAAACUUCCCCCAGUCUCAGGAAGCAUUUCCCGGUUUUUAAAAGGAAGAGACUCACAGCCAGCAAGUCCCUGGUGGAAAUGCCGACAGCAUCCCAAGAUGCCAUCCAGGUGAACGGCAAUCUCUCUGAGCAGGACAUUGUGUCCUCUGACCUUGCCUACUUACGGCUGGCUCAGCAUCUUGAGGAUGGGCCUCGAAGGGUCAAGGUGUCCCACCCGUUUCUCCCUAGAAUGUCCAAGGCGCAAAGCAAUGGGCCUGUAAGCAUAUGCUUUGAAGCUGGGACGUGGAGAGCCUUGGAGAAAGUAACAGCUGCCAUUCAGGUCCCAGAUGAUAUUUACCACAGUCCUACCUGGGGAGGAAGGGAGUCUACUUUGAGCCCAGACGGGCCUGCUGAGAUUAGCAACUCCAUACCCCCUUUGGUUGACCGGCAUCCAGGUGACGGAAGAAGAGAGCUGCCACCAGAUUCAGAAAGAACCGCCCCCUGCUUAAAUGCCCCCAGGAGAGCCAAUCACACGCCUGGCACAGGGAAACUGCAACCUGAACUGCUUUUGCCCAAAGAUAACUCCGAUGACAAAGACCUUGGCCCUCUGUCAUCUAGGUCAACGGAAAGGUGUGCUCCCUCACAUCCACGGACUCACAGCUCCCCUCCUCCUGGCUCCCACAGUCAGCCAGCCCAACCAGGGGGGGCUUCAGACUGUUCUUCAUCCAGUAACAACUACCAGGAUCUGCAGUCACUCCAAACUAACAGUGAGUCAGAAUUUGGCCCUGUGUUCCAGGAGCAGACGGCAAAGAACCCCAUUAAGUCAGACAUCCCAGAGCUUCAGAACUGUCCAGGAAGCGGUUACCUCCCCUCCUCUCUCCCGAAAAGGGAGACCAAGCAGCAGAGAGUGACUGGUGGGAUUAACCCAAUUCACCUGGCGCAGGGAGAGCUCUGUGACCUCCAGGGCAGGCUGCAAUCUGUGGAGGAGUCUCUGCACUCAAACCAAGAGAAAAUUAAAGUCCUUUUGAAUGUGAUUCAAGACUUGGAGAAAGCCCGAGCUCUCACAGAAGGGCGCAACUUUUAUCGAACUGGCCAAGAUCUCAACAACUGCAGUACCUGCCAGAACACGGCGUGCAUCAUAUACAGUGUAGAAUAUGAUUUCCGGCAGCAAGAAGGCAGGUUCCAUGAAGUUCUACAGAGUCUGGAGGAAGCAGAGCCAGCUGAGGAGGCCUCUCCCCCACCAAAGUCUCCAGCAGAGCCUCCAGUUCCCGAGAAACAGGACUUAAGGCGGAAAACCAAGAAGGUGAAGAAGAAGUGCUUCUGGUGGAUCUGA